GGGGAGGGGAGCAGGGGGCGCGGCGCUGCCAGGGCCUGGCAGGCUCCACGUGGCGGGCCGACCCCCUCCCGCGGGCCCCCUUAGGCCCGCUCCCCUCCUCUCUCCCUCGCAGGCCCGGGGGAGCCCGGGAAGCGCAGCGUAGUCGUCGUGGCCGGAAAGAGCUGGGUGGGGGCGGGGCCGAAGUGUCGGGCCGCCAUCCCCUCCCCCUGGUGCCCUAGGGCCGCCCGCAGCCCGCCCGCCGCCUCCCGCGCAGCUAGUUUUAGACGCCUGUAAAUUUUCAGUGCUUCCAAGGUGGUGUAAUCCGGGGAGAGGUGUGGCCACUGCUGUUCUGAUCUUCGCUCUGGUCCUUACCCAGAAUGUGGUACCACAGGCUAUCCCAGAUAUACUCUGGCAUUCAGCACCAGUUGAAGGGAGGAGUCAGACACCAGGCCCUUCAGCAUCCCUGCUUCCAAAACAGACUUCUAGUAGCUCUACGAUGGCAGCACACAGCCCUGGGGCCUCUGAACUGUGCCUGGCAGCAGCAUGAGGAUCAUUUGGAACUGCGCUAUGCUGGCACGGUGAUGAGAUUUGAUUAUGUUUGGCUCAGAGAUCACUGCCGCUCAGCAUCUUGCUACAACUCCAAGACCAAUCAACGCAGCUUGGAUACUGCUAGUGUGGACUUGGGCAUCAAGCCUCAGACCAUCCGUAUGAAUGAGGCCAUGCUCUUUCUCACAUGGCCAGAUGGUCAUGUGACCAGGUACAGUUUGGAGUGGCUACUGAAGAAUAGCUACGAAGGGCAGAAGCAGGCCGUCCAGCCUAGAAUUUUAUGGAAUGCAGAGAUCUACCGGCAGGCCCAGGUUCUGCCUGUUGACUUCCAGAGCUUUUUGGAGACCAAGGAUGGCCUGAAGGAGUUUCUGCAGAACUUCCUGCUCUAUGGAAUUGCAUUUGUAGAGAAUGUCCCCCCAACUCGAGAGGAUACAGAAAAGUUGGCGGGCAGAAUCAGUUUGAUCAGAGAAACCAUCUAUGGUAGGAUGUGGAAUUUUACUUCUGAUUUCUCCAGGGGAGACACAGCGUACACCAAGCUAGCCCUGGAUCGCCACACUGACACCACCUAUUUCCAAGAGCCCUGUGGCAUUCAGGUAUUUCACUGUCUCAAACAUGAAGGGACUGGUGGUAGGACUCUGCUUGUGGAUGGAUUCUACGCAGCAGAAAAGGUCCUGCAGAGGACUCCUGCACACUUUGACCUCCUCAGCAAGGUGCCGCUGAAACAUGAGUAUAUUGAAAACGUAGGAGAAUGUCACAACCACAUGAUCGGGGUCGGGCCAGUCUUGAAUGUGUACCCAUGGAACAAAGAGCUCUACUUGAUCAGGUACAACAAUUAUGACCGUGCCGUCAUCAACACUGUGCCUUAUGAUGUUGUCCACCGUUGGUACGCAGCACAUCGGACCCUCACUGCAGAGCUGAGGAGGCCAGAGAAUGAGUUAUGGAUCAAACUGAAACCAGGCAAGGCCUUAUUUAUAGACAACUGGCGUGUUCUACAUGGCCGGGAAUCAUUCACGGGCUAUCGCCAGCUAUGUGGCUGUUACCUGACGAGAGAUGAUGUGUUAAGCACAGCCCGCUUCCUUGGACUUCAAGCUUAAAACUUCAGCUGUGGAAAUGAUGCCUGAGCAUGCUGGCUUAUCCUAAAGUGUAGGAAAUCUUGUAUCAGUCUUUAGAUUGGCCUCCUAGAGCACCCCAUAGCAUUUAAGCAUUCUCUCAUUACUGACAUGGGGACACACAUGAGAGAGGGCCUACUAGGCUCUAAAGUCCCCCACCCAGUAGCAAAACACUUCCCAUUCUCUUCCACAGAGCAGACAGUUUGUUUUUAGUUCUUGGGCCUUUUGGUGUAAUCCAGAUUAGCUCACUGCCGUGCUAUCCCUGCAAUAAAUCUCUUUGUAUCUGAAUCCCUUAAAAAAGGCCCAGACUAGGAAUAAUAUUGCUUAGAGCUGGAAGAGACUUCAUCAUUUAGUCCAACCCCCUCAUUUUGGAGAUUAGGAAAACUGAGGCCCUAAGAAGUUGAAUGACUGAUUCCAAGGUCUUAUAGCUAAUUUAUAUCAGUCAGGACUCCUUAUUCCCCCUCAAGGUCAGAGGGAGGCUUAGAAGAUUCUCAGGAAGUCUCUACCAUCAUCUGCUUCAGUGAGCAUAGGUAGAAUCAGGGGAUCAUGAGUUUAAAUGUGGAUGGAACCUCACAGACAGUCCAAUUCCCACAUUUUAUAUAGGGGAAGUGACUCACCCAAGCUCACACAAGUGACUGGGCUUGGAAUUGAACCAAAGUCCCCUGGUUCCAAAGAUCAUACAGAGCCAGUAUGUGAAUCUUCUGAUUCUAAAUCCAAUCCUCUCUCCUUCAUUGACAUCAGAAUCAUAGUAUUCAGAACAGGAAGCAUGCUUAAAAAUCAUCCAAUGCAAGCCCCUCAUUUGACAUAUGGGGAAACUGAGGCAUAGAUGGUCCAAAAUUACACAGGCAGUAAGGAACAUAGUUGGGAUGUAAGAACCUUGAAUGCCAAAGACCUUACUUGUACUUCAGAGUGAAACACCUUUAAGUUAUAGCUCAGUUAACAGAACAUGGUUAUCUUCUGUGGUAUCCAUUUCAUACCUUAGUUACUAGAAAGCAUUGAAUGCCUUCCAUUUCAGAAUUCUCGUACUUUGGCUCUGACAUUUUCAUUCCUAGCUAUGGUGCUUUCCUAAAACAUAGUGUUACGCUUGUAGUUCUCAGUCCCAUAAAUCUCCCUUGGGACUUGGGGGGAUCACAGGAUGGCAGAGAUAGAAGUGACCUUAGGGACCAUCUGACAAAACCCCCUCAUUUCAUAGAUGAGGAAACUGAGGGAGGAAAAAGGACAGGCUCAUGGGCUCAUGGAUGUAGAGCAAAGGACCUCAGAGGCCAUCAAGGCCAGGCAUCUCAUUGGACAGGCCUGGAAAGCUAAAAUGCCUUUGCCCCAGGCCACACAGUAAGUGGCAGAACUCAGAUUUGAACCCAGACCCUGUGACCACAGAUUAUUACACAUUUAAUAUCAGAUUUUGAAGAGAUUUUAGAAAUAAACUAGGCCAACUGCCUGAAUUUUACAUGGAAGGAUCUGUUGCCAAGAUGGGGAAAGGGAUUUGCCUGGCUCACCUCUCAACAAGCAGGAAAUAAGGAUGAUUUCUUUACCAAAGUACCUGCUUGUUCUGGUUGUGUAGUUUGCUGCACAGGGAGACAAUAUCUGGCCUGGCCAGUGAGUACCAGAGCUGCCAUUUCUAUUGGGUUUCCAGGUUUGCAAAGCACUUUAAUUUGGCUUAUUUCUGCUGUAACUGUUAUUUUUGAAAGGCAGAAAAAGGAGGGGAAGUUUGUAUGAAUUCAGAGGAAGGAAAGGGAAGAGAAUAAGCAUUUCUAGAGAAUCUACUGUGUGCCAUGAACCGAGCUAAGCACUUUAAGACAUCUCAUUGGAUCCUCACACAACACUGGGAGGUGGGUGCUAUUAUGAUCUCCAUUUUACAGAGGAGGAAACUGAGGCAAACAGAUGAAGUGACUGGCCCACAGUUGCAUGGCUACGUUGGAUUUGAACUUAGACCUUUCUGACCCCUGGCCUAACUCUCGUGUAUUGUGGCACCCCCGGCUACCUAGGGGUAUAGUUCAGAGCCAGUGGUCCUGCUGCUGCUGCUACUCUUGAUACACUAGAUUUAUGUAGCAUUUGAAUGUUUCUAGAACAUUUCACAUACGUUAUCUCGUUUGAAUUCCCCAACACUGUACUGUAGAUGGAAGAGGCAAUAGCACCAUUUUACAGAUUUUUAUAAAUAAGCAAGUGGAGAUGCAGAGAGGCUGGAUUCAGAAAUACCUGGCUUCCAAUCCUACCUGGACACCUCCUGCUUGUGUAACCCCUAGCAGGUCCUUAGCCUCUCAGGGCUCUGGCAAACUCUCUGAGAGAAGUUGCAAAAGACCUGCUGCACUCCCUUAGUAGAGGGUGUCUCCUCACCCAAGGCGUUCCUGAGGAAGGAACAGAUCCAUACCAAAAAACCCAAAACAACAACAAAACCCACAAGCAGAACAUUUUUAAAAGGAUGAGAAAACUAGCAGCCCAGAGAGUUCUAAGUCUUUGGCCCCUAGCCAGGGAGGUUCCAACCCUAUUCUUUUACUGCUAGAGCACCACUCUUCACUCUCCACCUUUUGUCUGGGCAAGGGAAUGGAGGGCUGCUUUGCUGACUCGUCUAAAGAUCACAGCCUCAUAUGAGAGGAACCCUAAAUCAAGUUCUUCAUGUUUUCAAAGUUGGAGUAUAAUUUGACACCCUCCCCUCCCCUAAUAUCCAUAUCAGUGGAAUGAUGAAGUGUGUUGUAACAGGUACCAAAUGUAAAGGGUUUUGCAUUACGGUGUUUUCAUGUAACUUCCUUAGACUUUUGCCUAAUAAAAACCCAAAGCCCUUUA
Molecule: messenger RNA, 4412 nt
Organism: Trichosurus vulpecula (common brushtail)
Lineage: Eukaryota; Metazoa; Chordata; Mammalia; Diprotodontia; Phalangeridae
Gene: TMLHE
Product: trimethyllysine hydroxylase, epsilon
Exons: 9
Coding region: 357-1619 (420 amino acids)
Biological process (GO): carnitine biosynthetic process
Cellular component (GO): mitochondrion
Molecular function (GO): trimethyllysine dioxygenase activity; iron ion binding
Source: RefSeq, a predicted model, not a curated record